Molecule: messenger RNA, 1637 nt
Organism: Copidosoma floridanum
Lineage: Eukaryota; Metazoa; Arthropoda; Insecta; Hymenoptera; Encyrtidae
Gene: Letm1
Product: Leucine zipper and EF-hand containing transmembrane protein 1
Biological process (GO): intracellular monoatomic cation homeostasis
Cellular component (GO): mitochondrial inner membrane
Molecular function (GO): ribosome binding; calcium ion binding
Source: RefSeq, a predicted model, not a curated record
UUAUUUAUUAUUUAUUCGUGGUUAUUAUCUUGUUAAUUAUGUAAACUAACAUUGUUACAUUUAAAAAUAGUAUAUCUAUGUAUUAAUACCAAUAAAUACAAUUAUUCAUUAACGUAUAAAGAAUAAUGCGUUCUGUCAUGCACCCAGCAAUUUCUAAUAUGUGGCCAAGACACUUUUCCUACGCCCCUUUAAGACGUUUUUUAUGUAAAAAAUCUUGGAGCAACAAAGGAUUUUAUUCCAAUCCACUUUCAUAUUGUAGAAAUAUCGAAAUAAACAAAAUUUCACAACUGGGUAUCAUCGAAUUUUCUACAUGUGAACAAUUUCAAGCUAACAAUCAGUUAGCCAAUUUUUAUCACUCUGGGACACUUUUGAAAGGCCAAGAACCAUCUUCGAAAGUUGAAGAAGCAAUAAAAACAAUAAAAGAAGAAAAAGAAAAUCAAAAAGUCAACAGUUAUACAAUAACAGCCAUUACACAGGUACCUGGUAAAGCUAUUGAAAGCAAAAAAAAUCUCUGGCAAAAAAUCAAAGCAGAACUAUUACAUUACUAUCAUGGGUUCAGGUUACUAUACUUAGAUAUGAAAGUAUCAGGUAAACUCAUCUGCAGAAUUUUGCAAGGAUACGAGUUAAACAGAAGAGAACACAGAUUACUUAUCAAAACUACUGGUGAUAUGUUCAGGCUCAUUCCAUUUUCCGUUUUCAUCAUUGUUCCAUUUAUGGAAUUCUUACUCCCAUUAGCAAUCAAACUUUUUCCUGGAUUAUUGCCUUCUACUUUCCAAACAGCAAAUGAAAAAGAAGAUAAACUUAAACAAGCUUUGAAAGUAAAAAUUGAAAUGGCAAAGUUUUUACAAAAAACAUUAGAUGAAAUGGCUGUGCAGUCAUCAAAUAAUCACUCUGAAAGAGCUAAGGAAUUCGUAGAUUUUUUUUAUAAGCUUAGAACAACAGGUUCAGUGGCGUCAAAUGAAGAUAUAAUGAAAUUUAGUAAGCUAUUCGAGGAUGAGAUUACUCUUGAUUCUCUAUCUCGUCAACAAUUAAUUGCUCUAUGUAGGGUUCUGGAUGUCCAAACUCUUGGAACAACUAACUUUUUGAGAUUUUUGUUGAGAAUGAAAUUAAGAAGUCUUGCUGCAGAUGACAAAUUAAUUGAAAAAGAAGGAGUUGACACAUUGACUCGGACAGAACUACAACAAGCAUGUAGAGCUCGAGGCAUGCGAGCUUACGGAAUGCCAGAACAGAGAUUGCGAGAGCAGUUGUUACAAUGGCUUGACUUAAGCUUAUCAAAAAAAGUACCACCAUCAUUACUUCUUCUUUCAAGAGCUCUUAUGGUGCCAGAUACCAUACCUAUGUCAGACAAACUAAAAGCAACAAUAUCUGCCCUUCCUGACUCAGUUAUUGCUCGAACUAAAGGCGCGAUUGGAGAAAAGGAAGGCAAACUUGAUCAUGUAACUAAUAUCGAAAUCAUUAAAAUGGAAGAAAAAAAAAUAGAGGAGGAGAGAGAAGAAGAAAGAAAAAUUAAUCUAAGUACUGUAAAAAAAGGAAGUGAUAAUGAGGCAAAAUCAUUUGCAGCGUCUGAAAUUACAACAACAGAUGUCAAAGUAUUAGAACAAGCACUGGACUCUAUUGGAAAGUUGUUACACUACUGA